UAAGGAAAGAAAUACAUAACCUAACACAAAACUUAUAAUUAUUUAGAGAUACAAUAAAAAUUCAGUUAAAUAUGAUUAUAGAAUCGCUGGACAAAUAUUUAGAAACUGUAGCUGGAUAUAUAUUUGAUGAUGAUAAAGUGGUAACUUACAAGUGGUUAAGUAAAGAACUGGAAGUUCAUGUUGAUAUGGCCAAGCAAAUUUUAUGGAAGUUCUGGCAACGAUACAAAGAAGAGAAAAGUUUUGAUUGUACUUUCUUAUUGAUGGGCAUUUUACACGAUGAUGGCAUGCGUGUUGAAGUUGUUAAAGAAAAGGAUUUAGCUACAGCCAAAGAGAAAUAUGCUAAAAUUCUAUCCGAACAUAUUUACAGCCUUCAAAAGGCACUUGCUAAAGUACAGUUACUGGAAAUGACAGAUGAUGGAGACGUCAGAUAUAGUGCAAUUAAAUGUAUCGAAAGUAACGAACGCAGUAACGAGGAAAUGCAUAUAUUACGCUGGGGUGCAAAAUCAAAUGAAGUACAGCCUGUUUCCGAAGAAAAAAUAAACUAUGUAUCCGAACCGGUCAAAAUGAAAGAAGAAAUAAGCCCAGAGAAAAAAUCAAUGGAUAAAAAGAAAAAUGCUCAGAAGAAAGGCUUUGAUAGUCUUUUUGGGAAAGUUGCUAAUAAGCAGAAAACUAUUUCAACAUUGUCUAACACAAAGAAAGUAGAAACAGAUUCUACAAAGCAAACAUUGUCAAAGGAAGAUGUACCCAAACCACAGAAAAAGAAUGCACAAGGUGGGCUCAGUAGCUUUCUCCAACAAAAUAAAAUUGAAGAAAAAGUUAAAAAUACAGCAUCUCCAGAAUCUAACACAAAUACCGAUUGUGUAUUAAAAGAUAUUACAGAAAAAGAAACUAUUUUAGAAAAUAAGAAAGAACGAAAUAAAAAUCGACACGGGAAGAAACGUAAUCGAAGCAAGGAUAUUAGUUCUGCUACAAAAAGACGAAAACGCAUUACAAUCCAGAGUGAUUCCAGCGAUACGGAUGAUAAAGAAGAAAAUGUGGAACUGAUAUCUGAUGAAGAACGAAAAAAAGAAUCUUCACCUGAAACUAUUCCUCCUGUAAAAGUAUCUUCUGAUACUCCACCGCAGGCUAAAGUUGAAAACGGAAAACGUAAAGUUUUGAAAACAGUAGAUCAAACGUUUGAAGAAGAUGGCUUUCUUGUAACAAAAAAAGUGCAUGUUUAUGAAAGUUGUUCCGAGGAUGAAUCAGAAGUUGUAGAAUCAAAGAAAACUGUAGUACCUGAACCACAUCCAGAAAUAAAAGGGAAGAAAAAUAAUAAACAAACAACUCUAAUGAACUUUUUCAAAAAAGUAUAACAUAUUUUACAAUUUAUACUGAGAUGAAAUAGAUACACAUUCACUUGCCAAGUUUAUCAGAUAUGUUAUCACUGAAACCGAACGCAUGUUACACCCUAAAUAUGAGUAAUAGUAAUCAUACUGUAACUGUUGCAAGUGGUUAAUGUGUAUUAAGUUAU
This is a messenger RNA of Osmia lignaria (orchard mason bee), 1510 nucleotides long. RefSeq lists its product as uncharacterized. Gene Ontology annotation, molecular function: DNA-directed DNA polymerase activity. Gene Ontology annotation, biological process: DNA strand elongation involved in DNA replication; nucleotide-excision repair, DNA gap filling; DNA replication. Gene Ontology annotation, cellular component: nucleus; delta DNA polymerase complex. Lineage: Eukaryota; Metazoa; Arthropoda; Insecta; Hymenoptera; Megachilidae. The record is from RefSeq and is a predicted model, not a curated record.